Molecule: messenger RNA, 1020 nt
Organism: Suncus etruscus (white-toothed pygmy shrew)
Lineage: Eukaryota; Metazoa; Chordata; Mammalia; Eulipotyphla; Soricidae
Gene: ADAT3
Product: adenosine deaminase tRNA specific 3
Exons: 1
Coding region: 1-1020 (339 amino acids)
Cellular component (GO): cytoplasm; nucleus
Molecular function (GO): tRNA-specific adenosine-34 deaminase activity
Source: RefSeq, a predicted model, not a curated record
AUGGAGCCGGCGCCCUGGCAUGCGGUGCCAGUGCUGUCAGAGCUGCAGUCCCGGGAGGUGGAGCUGGUGGCCGCCUACGCCGCGCCCGUGCUGGACCCGCGCCAGACGUCUCGGCUGCUCAAGGAGGUGUCAGCGCUGCAUCCUCUGCCGGCCCAGCCGCACCUCAAGAGGGUGCGGUCAAGCCCCGGCACGGGCCAGGGCUUGGAUCUGCUGCUGUGCCUGGCAGCUCCGGCCGCCGACCCCACUGGGGACCCGCCCUCGCUGGACCAGCUUCUUCCCCCACCUGCCGUGGACUCCCAAGGACUGGGAGCCCCAUUCCUGGUAGACGUGCCGGCAUGGCCACCCCUCACACGGCGCCAGUUUGAGCAGGCCCGGGCCCACUGGCCCACAUCGUUCCACGAGGACCGGCAGGUGACCCGCGCACUGGCCGGGCAGCUCUUCUCGGCCGCUGAGUGCGCGACCAUGCAAGGCCACAUGGAGUGCGCCGUGCAGGCUGCCCACCGGGCGGCAGCGCGGGGCCUGCGGGCUGUGGGCAUCGUGGUGGUAGACCCAGUGACGGGCGGCAUGCUGGCCACGGCCCACGACUGCCGCAACACCCGCCGGCCCCUACUGCAUGCCGCCAUGGUGGGCAUCGACCUGGUGGCGCGGGGCCAGGGCCGCGGCGCCCUGGAGCUGGACCUGGCGCACCUUCCCGCCUGCACCUUCGCCCCACCGCUGCUGGCCCGCGCGGGCACCGUGCGGAAGCUGGCCCCGGCUGAAGCCAACGGUGUGGGUGAGGACCAGGACCCGCCCUACGUGUGCACCGGCCUUGACGUGUACAUGACCCGAGAGCCAUGCCUCAUGUGCGCCAUGGCGCUGCUCCACUCGCGCGUGCGCCGCGUCUUCUAUGGUGCCGCCUCCCCUGAUGGUGCACUGGGCUCGCGCUUCCGCCUACACGCAAUGCCCGAUCUCAACCACCGCUUCCAGGUCUUCCGUGGGGUGCUAGAGCCCCAGUGUCGUGCCCUGGAUCCUGACCCCUAG